Molecule: messenger RNA, 1497 nt
Organism: Exophiala spinifera
Lineage: Eukaryota; Fungi; Ascomycota; Eurotiomycetes; Chaetothyriales; Herpotrichiellaceae
Exons: 2
Coding region: 1-1497 (498 amino acids)
Biological process (GO): protein K63-linked deubiquitination
Cellular component (GO): endosome; membrane
Molecular function (GO): metal-dependent deubiquitinase activity; protein binding; K63-linked deubiquitinase activity
Source: RefSeq, a predicted model, not a curated record
AUGUCCAGUCACAGAGGCUCGCCAACCUCUCCGAGGCCUCCGAGAAGCGUUCAACAGAUAACGAAAGUGGCCCAAGAAUACGAGUAUGAUGCCCAAAUACCCUUACGCAUCUGGCUGCGGUCGGCCCAGGCAAUGCUCAAGCAGGCGGAUACAUACAUGCGAGAAGGUGAUGAGGAGACGACUUAUAUGCUGCUAUUCCGUUAUGCACACCUCGUCCUCUCCCAGCUUCCACAACACCCACAGUAUCGUGACAAGACAGCAACUCACCUCCAAGGACUGAUGCAGGAAGCUGAAAGGGAAGUCAAUGAUGUAUUAAAGAUGCUCGAUCUCAUGAAACCUCGCAUAAAUGAAAGAUAUAAUCGUUACAUCAAGGUUGUUAAGGAAAGAGAGGCAAGAAAGAUUGCACAAACACAACCGUAUCAAGCUGGACCGACUCCAGCUAUCCCAAGCCAACGCACACAACCGCUGCAAGCGCACGAGAACAAGGAAUUCGCUGUCAGGUUAGCUCAGAAAGAGAUCUCAAGACGAGCAGCAAACAGACAAAAUGCCUCAACAAUGGGCAGUGAUGGCGAAGAUUUGUCUACAAGACUACAGGAACUACGCGCUCGGGUCGAUGGACGUCGACUUCAGUCUCUGCACUCAGGUGGUGCUCAGGCAUCCCCGUCUGUAGACUCAAGUCUGCACUAUCACUAUCCCAGCGUACCUUCACAGCAUCUGCCCCCGACAGCGAGCUUCUCUUCGCUACUUCCAUCUCAACAAAGUUAUGGACGAGAUAUCCCGCUGUCGCCACCAAUGGUCCCUCCAAAACCACGCAGUGAGAUAGCUGCACCUCCACCCCGCCCUGAUAAAGUUUCUGCACAACCCGAGGUGGAAUCACGAUCAGCUACACCGGAGCCGACUCAUGUCUUCGCUCCGGCAGCGUACCUUGAGAAUGGGGAGCCUUUGCGCACAAUCUUUCUGCCGCCAGAGCUCCGUACCACGUUCCUGAGAAUUGCCUACAAGAAUACCUUGGCCAACCUGGAGACAUGCGGAUUUCUCGCAGGCAAUCUUAUAGCCAAUGCGUUCUUUAUCAGUCGGCUUAUCAUCCCUUCACAGACAGCGACAUCGGACACGUGCGAGAUGACAAAUGAAUCACAGCUUUUCGAUUAUGUAGACACGGAAGACCUUAUGGUCUUAGGAUGGAUACACACGCACCCAACCCAGACAUGCUUCAUGAGCAGUCGAGAUUUGCACACUCAUGCUGGAUACCAGAUGAUGCUAGCCGAGAGCAUUGCGAUUGUUUGUGCUCCUAGCAAAGGUGAUGUCACUCACGGCGGUGACUGGGGAGCUUUUCGAUUGACGGAUCCGCCCGGGAAGAAAGCGAUCCUUAACUGCGAUCAACCCGGGAUUUUUCACCCUCAUGCGAUUGAGAACAUUUAUACCGACGCGCUUCGCCCGGGACAUGUGGUCGAGGCGAAAGGUAUGAAGUUUGAAGUAGUGGAUCUCAGAGACAAAUAA